AAAGGUUUUGUGCGGAAGACUCAAUCUGCUAUUCAUCUGAGGCAGAACGGGAGUUAUAAACUUCUGACAACUGAAGAUGGUUUUCCUGUGGAUACAGUUGUUCCUGCUUUCGUUUGUUGGCUGCCUUGGAGAUCUUGACAACUUAAAAACUAAAAUGAGGAGCACGGUGUCCGUUCGAGAAGGGCAGGGAGUGGUGCUGCUUUGUGGGACGCCGCCUCAUUCUGGAGAACUGUCGUUUGCAUGGAUCUUCAAUGAAUAUCCAUCGUUUGUGCAAGAGGACAGUCGACGAUUUGUGUCCCAAGAGACGGGGCAUCUCUACAUAGCCAAAGUGGAGCCCUCAGAUGUAGGAAAUUACACCUGCGUGGUGACCAGCACCGUAACGAACAGCAGGGUGCUUGGUUCCCCGACUCCUCUGGUGCUGCGCACUGAUGGUGUGAUGGGUGAAUAUGAACCUAAAAUAGAAGUUCAGUUUCCUGAGACACUGCCUGCAGCUAAAGGUUCAACGGUGAAACUGGAAUGCUUUGCCCUGGGAAAUCCUGUGCCUCAGAUAAACUGGAGAAGGACUGAUGGCCUGCCAUUUCCAAGUAAAGUAAAACUGAGGAAAUCUAAUGGCAUGAUUGAAAUCCCCAAUUUCCAACAGGAAGAUGCGGGGCUUUAUGAGUGUAUUACCGAAAACUCAAGAGGGAAAAACAUUGCCAGAGGACGUCUCACCUAUUACGCAAAACCUCACUGGGUCCAGAUUAUAAAAGAUGUUGAAACUGCAGUGGAGGAUACCUUAUACUGGGAUUGUAAGGCGAGUGGGAAACCCAAACCGUCGUACAGGUGGAUGAAGAAUGGAGAACCUCUAGCACUAGAGGGAAGGAUCCAAAUUGAAAAUGGUGCACUUAUAAUAUCAAAUCUAAAUCUGACAGAUUCUGGCACGUACCAAUGCAUAGCUGAAAACAAACAUGGAGUGAUCUCUUCCAGUGCCGAGCUCCAGGUUGUAGCUUCUGCUCCAGAUUUCUCCAAGAACCCAAUGAAGAAAUUGAUUCAGGUUCAAAUAGGCAGCACAGUUAAUUUUGAAUGCAAGCCAAAAGCUUCCCCGAAGGCAAAAUGCUCCUGGAAGAAGGGAGGUGAGCUGCUACACGAAAAUGAAAGAAUAACAUUAUUAAAAGAUGGAGGCCUAAGAAUUGCUAACCUAACUAAAGUAGAUGCUGGAAGUUACACUUGCCUGGCAGGAAACCAAUUUGGAACAGCCAGUGGAACAACAAGCUUAAUAGUUACAGAGCCAACAAGGAUAACUUUGGCCCCUUCCAAUAUGGAUGUUACUGUUGGAGAAAGUGUAAUCCUGCCCUGCCAAGUUCAGCAUGAUCCCCUACUAGACAUCAGCUUCACGUGGUAUUUCAAUGGGACACUCACGGAUUUCAAAAAAGAUGCUUCUCAUUUUGAGAAGGUUGGGGGGAGUGCAUCUGGAGACCUAAUGAUUAGAAACAUCCAGCUGAAACACAGCGGAAAAUACGUUUGCACGGUGAAGACGGAGGUGGACAGUGUAUCAUCUGCAGCAGACCUCAUAGUACGAGGCUCGCCUGGCCCCCCUGAACGUGUGAAAGUGGAUGAAAUAACUGAUGCUACAGCUCAGAUCUCCUGGCAAGAGGGCACAGAUAAUCACAGCCCAGUCACCACUUACACCAUACAGGCAAGAACACCUUUUUCAGUCGGUUGGCAGAGAGUCACAACAGUUCCUGAAGUCAUUGAUGGAAAAACUUUCACAGCCACAGUCGUGGAUUUAAACCCCUGGGUUGAAUAUGAAUUCCGUGUAGUUGCCAGCAACAAAAUUGGUGGUGGAGAGCCUAGUUUACCCUCAGAAAAAGUAAGAACUGAAGAGGCAGUUCCUGAAACACCCCCGUCGGAAGUGAGUGGGGGAGGAGGCAGCAGGUCUGAACUGGUCAUAACAUGGGAUCCCAUUCCUGAAGAACUGCAGAAUGGUGAAGGAUUUGGCUAUGUCGUUGCUUUCCGACCUGUUGGCACGACGACGUGGAUACAAACUGUAGUCACAUCUCCCGAUACACCAAGAUACGUCUUUAGAAACGAAAGCAUCCUGCCAUUUUCACCAUAUGAAGUCAAAGUUGGUGUAUACAAUAAUAAAGGAGAAGGGCCAUUUAGUCCAGUAACCACAGUGUUUUCUGCUGAAGAGGAGCCUACUAUAGCACCUUCCAGUGUCUCUGCAACUAGCCUGUCAUCUUCAGUCAUUGAAGUUUCUUGGACUGCCAUUCCUUGGAAAAUGAGCAGUGGAAGGUUGCUGGGUUACGAGGUCAGGUACUGGAAUAAUGGUGGAAAAGAAGAAUCUUCAGAUAGAGUAAAAGCUACUGGAAAUGAAACAUCAAUAAGGAUUACAGGCUUAAAGAGUAACUUGCCAUACUAUACAGCUGUCCGGGCAUAUAACACUGCUGGAGCAGGUCCCUUCAGUGCCACAGUAAAUGCUACCACAAAAAAGACGCCCCCCAGUCAGCCACCAGGAAAUGUUGUGUGGAACGUUACAGACUCAAAGAUAGUUCUGAACUGGGACCAAGUGCGAGCAAUGGAAAAUGAAUCUGAAGUAACUGGAUAUAAGGUUUUAUACAGGACUAGCAAUCAAAACAAUAUGAAUGUGCUGAACACAAAUAAGACAUCAGCCGAACUUUUGCUGCCGUUCAAUGAGGAUUACAUUAUAGAAGUAAAAGCAACAACUGAUGGUGGAGAUGGAACUAGCAGUGAUCAGAUCAGGAUUCCCAGACUAACUAGUAUGGACGCAAGGGGUUCUGGUGCAACAGUCUUGAAUGUCUACAUUUUAUCCAGUUUCAUACCAAUAGUACCUUUCUUGACUUUUAAUGCAGUGUUGUGGUAAUACGUGUUCAUUCAUUGGAACAAUGGUUCAGUUAACAACAAAUAAGUGCUUUUAAAAAAAAAGAAAUGCAGUGGUUAUGCAUGGUUUUCUCAAACUCUGAUGUGUUUUUAAAUACUUUAUAUUCCAUUGUAAGUUAAAGUAAAAAAUACCAUAUAAAAAUCAGCAAAUCCUUUUAAAGGAAACUAAAAUGCCUUAAUACUUGAACCAAAGGAGUUUUCAUGUUCCAUACUUCAAAUAUAAAAGAGAAUAAGAGUGAAUAAAAUGGCACUAAGGUUUGAGAGUUUCACAGAGCUUCAUAUAGACCCGAGGUCUUUGACGAAUUCCAUUUUUGCAGCAACACUGUACUGGUUUGAGCAUGUCUUGUGUCACUGUGAUAGAAUCACUCUCAUCCACAAAAAAAGAUGAAAUUGGAGGCAUAAAUAAUUGCAAAUCUGGUGACAAAACUUAGAUCAACUUGAACAUUAAGAAAGCGGUGUCUUUACCAGUAGAUUUGGAUAAGCUUACAUACUGUUGUUUUAUAAUAUCUAUGCUAAAUCUACCAAAAACACCUGGUAGAGGUGGCAAAGAUGGGAAAGACCUACUAUAUCGUCCAGUCAACUGCUUUGUCCAAGAGACACCACUUCCACUGCUUCUCUUGGAGAUUACUCCAGAGAUACAUGUCAAAGGUUAUUUGGGGGUUUUUUCCCUACAGUCAAUGUACACUUAUUUGAAGUACAUAAUUCUCACUGCCCAUCUAUAUAUAUUUAACUUUCUCACAUUCCCUGCCGCCGUCACUUCUUAACCAGGGUACCACCUCCAUGUUUCCCAUUAAAUUAUUUCUUCAUAACCUAGUUCCCCUAACUCAAAGGUCAUUUUUGGUAAUGUUCUCUGAACUCUGGCCAGAAAGUUUCAGAAUAUGAAGUGCCAAGAACUGAGCACCAUAUGCUGGGUACAGGUACAACAUAGCCUUAUAGAGUGGGAUUAUUACAUCCCUGCUCUGUGAUGUGGUGCUUCUGGAUAUGCAGCCCAAAAUGAUCCUGGCCAUUUAACUGCCGUGCUGCAUUGCCUAAAUCCGUGCAUACAUAAUUCCAUGUUUCCUGUUACUCCUGAGCUUUCUUGGGCAUUGCUGCUACAAAGAGUUUUUCUUUCUAUUGCAGAAAGAUCCCUCUAUAGCUAAGCAGCUCUACAUAUCGGAGCAGCACUGGCAUUCUAGCGCAUUCCACGGACAUCAUAUAAUGCUGGCAAUACUGUAGCCUUUCCUUUAUAUAUAUUUAUUUAUAUCUCCUUUAUAAAUAUAUAUUAUUACCCAAACCUUUCCUAGCAAUAUAUUAAAGACAUGCUCAACCUGGCACAUUUGAUUUUUCUACAGUUGCAAAGCUUAAACAAACCACGUGUACUACUGUAAGCAGCUUUCAGUCUGAUACCGAGUUCUACCCUAUCAAAUGUUCAUGUGACAUGCAAUGAUUUUUUUUUCUCUUACAGUUUCUCAAAAUACUACUGUGACGCAUACACAAAAAAUUAAAAGUCAACCUCAAGAGAGAAGUAGGACCAUUAAUAUUCUAUCACUGUAAAAAUGUUUUAAUAUGCAUUCAGCCAGCAAAUUAACAUUCUCGUCUAACACACACUCAUUUGCUAGCUAGCUAAGCAAGACGUGUAUAUACUGUACAUACAUCAUAAGGAAACAUAAAUGGCUAGUUGCUUUCCAGUACAGCUAACCAGUGAUUUUUUCCAAACAGUCACAAAUGGGGGGGAAGACAAUUUCCUAGUAAAUGUAUAUCUCCGUUUCAUGCAAUGAAAGGUGAAUCUUUCUAUUCUUGUUUAAGACAGUUCUACUUCAUGUUCCUGUACUGCCAUUUUCAUGACUACUAUUCUGUUGUAUUAUUUAAUUUCUAGUUAUAUAUCUCCAUGAGAUAUGUACUGCGUACCUUGUUUCAUAUUGAAAAGUAUGAAAUGUAUCCUUAAACUUCCAGCUGUGUGUGUAUCCUAUGGUUAUCUGUAUGUAUUUUUUCUAUUAUUCUAAUAAAAUAUUUAUAACAGUGAG
This is a messenger RNA of Gavialis gangeticus (Gharial), 4883 nucleotides long. It is a transcript of the gene CNTN3, whose product is annotated as contactin 3. The coding region runs from base 77 to 2863 and encodes 928 amino acids. Gene Ontology annotation, biological process: brain development; cell-cell adhesion. Lineage: Eukaryota; Metazoa; Chordata; Crocodylia; Gavialidae. The record is from RefSeq and is a predicted model, not a curated record. Gene Ontology annotation, molecular function: cell-cell adhesion mediator activity. The transcript is spliced from 20 exons.